GAAGCAGGGCUGUCCUGGAUACUUAAUAUAAAUAACAUAUAAAAAUUAAUUUUAAACAUAAUAUCUAAACCCAGCUGUCUUCAGUUUUCACAACAAUGAGUGCUCGAAGAGGGUUCGUUUUCAUAGCUUUACUAUGCAUUCUAGUACUGACUACAUCUGCGGGACGUGCUGAUCGGACCAAAAGAUCAUUCUUGAAUAUGUACAGUCAGAUAAGUCAUUUGUUUGAAAUGGGUUAUACGUUUGGGAAUUAUCUUCGAGACUAUGGAUGUUGGUGUGGAGUUGGAGGAAGCGGUACACCCCAAGACAACAUUGAUAGAUGUUGUAUGGUACAUGAUAGGUGUUAUGAUCAGAAUAGUGGGGAUGAAUGUAGUGGUAUCCAUCUAGACGAUUACAGCUACGAGUGGACCAGUGUGUCGAUCAGAUGUACAAAUAGUCCCGGAUCUUGCGAUUAUAAAAACUGCAACUGCGACAAGGAAUUCUUGGAAUGUUUGAGAAGUGCAGGUUUUCCACGGACUUUUUUACCUGGACUUCGAAACUUCAACAAAUGUUGAUCAAUAUGAACAAUCUGAUUCAUAGAAUUCUUUCUCAUAU
Molecule: messenger RNA, 591 nt
Organism: Mytilus trossulus (common blue mussel)
Lineage: Eukaryota; Metazoa; Mollusca; Bivalvia; Mytilida; Mytilidae
Product: acidic phospholipase A2 natratoxin-like
Exons: 5
Coding region: 96-551 (151 amino acids)
Biological process (GO): arachidonate secretion; lipid catabolic process; phospholipid metabolic process
Molecular function (GO): A2-type glycerophospholipase activity; calcium ion binding
Source: RefSeq, a predicted model, not a curated record